Messenger RNA from Xylona heveae TC161, 2029 nucleotides. RefSeq names its product MFS general substrate transporter. Gene Ontology annotation, molecular function: transmembrane transporter activity. Gene Ontology annotation, cellular component: fungal-type vacuole membrane. Lineage: Eukaryota; Fungi; Ascomycota; Xylonomycetes; Xylonales; Xylonaceae. Gene Ontology annotation, biological process: transmembrane transport. The coding region runs from base 332 to 1633 and encodes 433 amino acids. The transcript has 2 exons. The record is from RefSeq and is a predicted model, not a curated record.
CUGGAAAAAACAGGAAAGUUACAUAUUGGAAGGCAAUAAAAAAAUUACUCGGGACCGUCAAUCACAUACUCUCCUAUCUUUGCAUUACUAAUCAUACCAAUUUUUUGUUGCAGCUUCGGCUUCGGCGUCUAUUUGUGCUCUCACUGACAAAUUCGAUCAUCAGCUACGACCAUGAGUUUAUAUUUUGUACUUUAUCCUUGUGUCCUCGCCAUCGCGGCGUCUGUUCAAAGGAUAGUUUCAUGUUCUAGGUCCGCUGGCAGUCCAUCGUCUACCUUUUUAUCUUAAUUUAUCUUGAGCGCUUGCUGUGUCCUAGAAAAUAAAACAAAAAAAAAUGUCUGCAGAAUUCAAAGAGGAAGUGCCCACGGAUCCUCUGGCCAAUACUACAUCCUCCGAUGUCGAGAGCGCCAGCCCAAGCCCAUCAACCUCCAAACCAGCAGACGAGAUUCCAAAUGGCGGCCUAAGGGCCUGGUUGCAGGUGCUAGGUUCAUUUUCUCUUUUUCUCAACACUUGGGGAGUUAUCAAUUCGUUUGGAGCUUUCCAAUCUUAUUACGAAGACGAACUUCUCCGCCAUGUUUCCAGCUCUGAUAUUUCCUGGAUUGGAUCCCUCCAGGCGUGUCUGCUGCUCAUUAUCGGAGUGGCUACUGGUCCGCUAUUUGAUGCCGGAUAUUUCUACGUCCUGCUCUCGGUGGGAUCUUUCUUGGUCGUCUUCGGCAUGUUCAUGACCAGCCUGUGCACCGAGUACUGGCAAUUGAUGUUGGCGCAGGGUCUUACCUGCGGCCUCGGCAGUGGCUGUCUCUUCAUCCCCAGUGUCGCCAUUGUGUCGACGUAUUUCACCACGAAGAAAUCAUUUGCAACAGGCAUCGCUGCCUCUGGGAGCGGCCUGGGCGGCGUCAUCUAUCCGAUUGUCUUUGCUCGGUUGCAGCCACGCAUUGGCUUUGGUUGGGCCACGCGUGUGAUUGCCUUCCUCAUGCUCGGAAUGCUGCUAGGAUGCCUGGCUGUCAUGCGGGUUCGUGUGCUUCCUCCGCAGAAACGUCGUCUUCUGGAGCCCCGCGCCUUCCUCGAACUCCCCUUCACCAUGUUCACCGUUGCCGAAUUCUUCGGCUUCAUGGGAUUAUACAUUCCCUUCUUCUAUUGCACCGCCUACGCCGCCAAAAAUACGGGCAUGUCACAUAACUUGUCUUUCUACAUGCUCCCCAUUAUCAACGCUGGGUCUGUAUUCGGGCGAAUCAUCCCCAAUUUCUUGGCCGACAAGACCGGACCACUGAAUAUGCUCAUUCCCUGCUCCUUGAUAUCCGCUCUGUUAGCUUUCUGCUGGAUCGCCAUUGAAAGCACAGGUGGCUUCAUCAUCUUCUCCCUUCUCUACGGGUUUUUCUCGGGCACUUUUGUCUCCCUGCCACCCACCACGGUCGUCAGUCUGUCUCCGAGUCUCCAGAUGGUUGGCACUCGCAUGGGCAUGAGUUUCUGUUUUGCAGGCUUGGGAUUGCUUAUCGGGACCCCAGUGGCCGGAGCGAUCCUCCAAUCUAGUGGGUGGCUUGGCACCCAACUAUUCUGUGCUUGCUCCGUCACGGUUGCGGUCGCGUGCUGCCUGGUGGCACGUUUCUCAAAGGCACCAGCAUUGAUGGCCAAAGCGUAAAGAUGACAAGAAGGACAAUCGGUAGGCGACAGGGCCAUAAAGAGGGUAUUAACUACGGAAUACGAUUGUGAUGAAGCAGGAUGAGGCCGUGAGGCAAGCUUCAGUAAGAAAUUCUGGAAUUAUCUAUUUUUUUUUUCCUGUACAUUGUCCGCAUACUCGACUUUCAGCUUUAUAGAGAUUUUCGAAGAUAUUACAUCGUUUUCAAAGCUUUAAACUUUUUAAAUUUAGUAUUAAUUCAGCUCUAAAAUGCAUUGAGCUUGUACGGAUUCUCAUAGGGUUGAUGGUGUUCGUAGUAAUUGCAAAAGACGAUAACCUAAAUGCUGGCGGUUUCAGAUAGAAUGUUUCCCACUAAAAAAGCGCAAUGCCAAAAAAACACUUACGGCUUGGCUCGGCCCG